GUUGUAUGAUGGUCGACAGCCUCUGCUGGCUAUCACAGACCCCGACGUGAUCAAAACAGUGCUAGUGAAAGAAUGUUAUUCUGCCUUCACAAACCGGCGGCCUUUAGGUCCAGUGGGAUUUAUGAAAAGUGCCAUCUCUGUAUCUAAAGAUGAGGAAUGGAAAAGAAUACGAACAUUGCUGUCUCCAACCUUCACCAGUGGAAAACUGAAGGAGAUGUUCCCCAUCGUGAGCCAGUAUGGAGAUGUGUUGGUAAGAAAUAUGAGGCAGGAGGCAGAGAAAGGCAAGACCAUCAACUUGAAAGAUAUCUUUGGGGCCUACAGUAUGGAUGUGAUCAUGGGUACAUCAUUUGGAGUGAACAUCGAUUUCCUCAAUAGCCCACAGAGUCCUUUUGUGAGAAAAGCUAAGAACCUCAUUAAGCUUGAUUUCUCAGAUCCACUCUUUCUCUCAAUAACAUUCUUUCCAUUCCUUACUCCAAUCUAUGAAGCAUUAAAUAUCUCUGUAUUUCCUGAAGAUGUUACAAAAUUUUUUAUAAACACUGUGCAAAAGGUGAAAGAAAGUCGCUGCCAAGAUAAACAAAAGCACCGAGUAGAUUUCCUUCAGCUAAUGAUUGACUCCCAGAACUCCAAAGAAACAGAGUCCCAUAAAGUUCUGUCUGAUCUGGAGCUUGUGGCCCAAUCAAUUAUCUUCAUUCUUGCUGGCUAUGAGACCACUAGCAGUGUUCUUUCCUUCAUUAUGUAUGAAUUGGCCACUCACCCUGAUAUCCAGCAGAAACUUCAGGAUGAGAUUGAUGCAGCUUUGCCUAAUAAGACACCCACCACCUAUGAUGCCCUGGCACAGAUGGAGUAUCUUAACAUGGUGGUGAAUGAAACUCUCAGAUUAUUCCCAGUUAUUGGAAGACUUGAGAGGGUCUGUAAGAAAGACAUUGAAAUCAAUGGAAUGUUCAUUCCCAAAGGGACCAUUGUGAUGAUACCAACCUAUGCCCUUCACCGAGACCCAAAGUACUGGGCAGAGCCUGAGAAGUUCCACCCUGAAAGAUUUGGCAGGAAGAACAAGGACCACAUAGAUCCUCACAUGUAUAUGCCCUUUGGAUCUGGGCCCCGAAACUGCAUUGGCAUGAGGUUUGCUUUCAUGAGCAUGAAACUUGCUCUCGUCAGAGUCCUGCAGAACUUCUCCUUCAAACCUUGUGAAGAAACACAGAUCACCAUGAAAUUAUUCACAAAUGGAUCACUUCAACUGGAUAAACCCAUUAUUGUAAAGGUUGAAUCAAGAGUUGGGAACCUUCUCUGAGGAAGAUAGGCAAAUGCCUAACAAACACAUAUAAAAAUGGU
Molecule: messenger RNA, 1329 nt
Organism: Otolemur garnettii (small-eared galago)
Lineage: Eukaryota; Metazoa; Chordata; Mammalia; Primates; Galagidae
Gene: CYP3A169
Product: cytochrome P450 3A4-like
Exons: 10
Coding region: 122-1288 (388 amino acids)
Biological process (GO): steroid metabolic process; oxidative demethylation
Molecular function (GO): heme binding; testosterone 6-beta-hydroxylase activity; iron ion binding
Source: RefSeq, a predicted model, not a curated record